Molecule: messenger RNA, 441 nt
Organism: Mucor velutinosus
Lineage: Eukaryota; Fungi; Mucoromycota; Mucoromycetes; Mucorales; Mucoraceae
Exons: 1
Coding region: 1-441 (146 amino acids)
Source: RefSeq, a predicted model, not a curated record
AUGCAUAUCUAUCUACUGACUGUCCUCUUGCUGUUAUCAUACAGUGUAUCAGCGCAACAGCAAGACAUUUGCACAGGUAUCCGAAUUACUUCGCCAACAGAGGAAAACCUCAGAUGGACAGCUGGCCAAUGUUAUCAGGUGUCGUAUGAUCUUGCCAGUGUUGCACCUUUUUUUGAUAUUGAUGGAGCUGGUGGGAAGGCCAAGAUUUCAGUUGAUGUGUAUAGCGCAGAGACCAAUGCCAAAGUAUCGAAUGUGGUCGAAAAAGAGUCAUUGAAUACUUUAGGUGCUACCAAAACAUUCAGCAUGGAAGUGCCUAUAACGGGAUCUUAUUACUAUUUGAUAACACUGUUUCACGGUACUGGUGAUGAGCAGUGUGAACCAAAGCGAUCAGUUACGUUUGAGGUGAAUGUGAACCCUUAUUCUCCUCAGGCUAAAUGCUAG